AGAGAGAGAGAGGGGCGUGUUUUGUGGGAUGAGAGAUGGAGAUUCAGUUCUCUGCAUAAUAUUCUCGGUUCAUUUGUUCUGACAUAAUUUUAAAGCACUCGGACAAAAAAAAAGGAAAUUUCGAUUGAAUUUAUUUAGUGUUUCAAAGUCACGCUACAAAUUAUCCCGCGAACCCAAAACGACAUUCGACUUCUCUCAGAACUAUGAGUGAGAACAGUUCAUCUGAUACACCCAACAGCACUCAGGGGCCCGCCACAGAUCAGAAAGCCCCCCAGGAGAAACCGGCGGACAAAGCGGGGAAGAACCCUACGCAAGAACCCGAAGAAGAGAUUGACAUUGAUCUGGAUGCGCCAGAGACGGAAAAGGCGGCUUUGGCAAUACAGAGUCAGUUCAGACGCUUCCAGAAGAAAAAGAAGUAGAAUGAAGGAAAGGAUCAGUGCAGAGGACAAAAACACCUUCCGCAAUAUUCAAAAUGGAAAGCGAUUUAAUACGGAAGAGACAGAGAAAAGGGUAAAGUCAAGUGUGGGUGGAAAAUUAUGGGUUUGGAAAACAAAUGAUAGCCCCGUGGCAUCAACAUGCUUGGUUGAUUAGAGUUUAGGACAUAAGAAUAGAGAGGGAUCUUCACUUUAAAAGACAUUGCAGAUUUUCUUCUUGUUGUAUUUGUCUAGGUUUGUCUCCAUCCUUUCUCAUUUCUCCUUUAGAAAAAUAUAGGUAGGAAUGUGUUAUUGACAUGUGCGACACACAUCUGUCAUUAUAUAUAUAGUAUAUCAUUGAUGCAAAUUGUAAUUGAUAUAAAUGUAAGAAUUCAAAGGGCAGUAAUGACCACCGUAAAACAUACUGGUGUGAAUUAGCAUAGAUAUGACGUAGAUUAGGUGUAAGUGUAUUCUUAGAGUGUAUUCUUUUUUUUCUUUCAAAACGACGAUCGUUUGAAAAAAAUUAAUCUCUGUAUCACCAUUAUCUGUUUAGCAUUAGUUAAGUACAUUAACAUUAAAAAGCAAUUGAUGCUAAUGCAUUUCUCAAUCUCAGUUAAUGUUAAUACAUUAUUUAAAGCAUUAACAAAGAUGAAUAAAUAUAGUAACAAAGGAACUGUUAUUGUUAGUUACUGCAUAAUUGUAAAGGUGUUACUGAUUUUUUUAUAUCAAUAGCAGACCAACAAUUAUUUGAUAACAGAAAACAUAUUGUAACCGAACAUAAACAGAAAAAUUUGCAAUAGCAAUAUCUUGCAUAUUUCAGCAUUUUGGAAAAGCAUUUAAUCAAGGCAAUGUAACUGAGUAGCAUGUUUUUUUUAUUUAUCCCAAAUAUAUCAUGCAAAUCGCCUUGAAAUAUAUGUGAAACAGGCAAUUGUAAGUGUAAAAUUUUUGCUUAAUUUGCUGUAUUUUACAGGGUGGUUGAAUUUAGCACAAGGUCGAUAACCUUUUCAAGUCUCAUCACUCUCACUGAAAUUAGCAUAAUGCCUUUCAUUUUUGCUUUAUUGCCAGUUACAGGCAUGCAGCAAGACCCUUGAAUUUUUGGUGAGUCAAAUGAAGAUGAUUAUCAAGGAAAGUGUACCAUUUGAUCUAUUUUAAGUGUCUUUCUCUUUCUCCUUCCCCUAUAAUUAAAGCAGUCUCUACAGAUAUCUCAGAAUAGUUCAUAAUAAUGAGAGCAGUCUAUAGACACUCAUGAUUAUCUCACAGUUAAUGGGACAAAUCAUGUCUUUAAAGAGACAGGUGUGAUGAAAAUGCCAUCUGUGUUUGAUUGGACCCUGGCAAUGCAAUAAUUGAAUACAUAUGUUAUGAUCCUGUAUGUUUUAUAUUAAGUAUGACACAUUGUAUUGUUGGGUAGUUAUCGUGUCCUGUAUUGCCCUGUAUUUUUUUUCCUUAGUGUGUGCUUGAGUACUAUAACCCACACUUGUUUCUUUUUUCUCCGUGUGACUCAGUCUAAAAUAUAUGCUUCAAAAAGGAGAACUGUAUGUCCCGAACUGAAUUGUAUGUCCUAGGGGCAGUGAGUCCAUGGUUAUAUAAAGUAAAGAGCAUUAUAUAACAUUAGCUUGCUUCUUUCCAUCAAACCUAUUUAAUGGAUACUGGAAAUGCAUAUUGCUUGUAGGUUGUACUAGUAUUUAUUUAAACUUGCUAUCUAAAAUAAUGUGUAUAAGCAAAAUGAAUGCAGGCAUAUAAUGUAGGCUAUUUAUUACAAAAAAAAUACAAAAACAAUUUUAUGCAUUGCAUAAAUCCAUAGAAAAAUAAAUGUUAAAUCAUAAUCUACCUAAUAAUGGACUAACAAACAGAAAAUGCUUUUUUUAUAGAAAAAAAUAAAUAAUGUUAAUAAAAAUCAAUAACAAAACUACAUCUUGGAUACAUAAAGCUCAUAUAUAUUUGCUGUUUUUGCGUGGUCACAGAGGAAAAAUAUUGGUUAUAAUAAAAACAUGUGUCAUCAGCACAUACCCCAAAACUACCCAUUAGGUCAGAAACAAUUGCUCAUUUAAAGUUCCAGCACUCAAGAAAAUAAAUCUAAAUCUACUGAAUGCCUUUUUAACCCACAACUGAUAAUUAUUGCACUAUGUCAGUACUGGUUUAAGGUGGAUUCCUUGGGGUUUUUUUCUCCACAAGAACAAUUUUAUUAAUGUAAAGCCAAACUCAAUCCUUAUGCUAAAGCCCUUGACUUAUUCACAGUGGUCUGCUUUUUCAUUAACAUUCCAUUGAAUUAAUUUAUUUACAUUGUUUACCGGAGAGAACUUUGAUACGCAUUAAAUAUCAAAGUUUAGUGGUUUGUUAUAAACCCACAAACCCACAACCCUAAAAAAUCAUUUGGAUUUUUUUGUCUGCAUACAUGGUGGUGGAUAUCAUAUUUAAUUAAUUAAUCUACAUGAGCGGAAUGUGUAGCAUAUAGGAAAUAAAAGAUGCAUGUUGAGUGGCAAAAUGUUUCCGAUGCAGAGUUUGAUUUAUAUAGAAUUAAAAGAUGAAACCUAUUGCCUUAACCUCAGCAUGAAUUUUGAACGGCUUUUAAUCCACUGGUAUUUAUAAAGAAAUUAAAAUCAAAUUGUUUUUCCCUUA
Molecule: messenger RNA, 3029 nt
Organism: Puntigrus tetrazona (Sumatra barb)
Lineage: Eukaryota; Metazoa; Chordata; Actinopteri; Cypriniformes; Cyprinidae
Gene: pcp4l1
Product: Purkinje cell protein 4 like 1
Exons: 3
Coding region: 204-419 (71 amino acids)
Molecular function (GO): protein binding
Source: RefSeq, a predicted model, not a curated record